UCUUUCUCUGGCUUGUGUCUCUUACACCUGUGCACUGCAGUGAGUCCCAAGUAAAAUGAUUGUUGCUUCUCCUUCACCUCCACCUCUCUUCCUGUUGCUUUCACUUCUGUUACCACCUACUCCUUCUCCUCCUCCUCCUCCUCCUCCAUUUCUUCAUCCCAACCAACAUACCUCCCUUUCUUGUUCUCAUUUCCUUUUCCUUCUCCCAAUUUAAUGCCUUUCAGUGUCUUCUUUCACAAUUCUCAUCUUUCUCUUGAUUUCUCUCUUCUUUCUCUUCAUGCAUUCCUUCUUUUGUAGCAGCAGCAGCAGCAGCAGUAACAGUGGUAGUAGUGCUGCUUAUUAGUGCUUCUUUGCUUGUUUUGAUUCUUUUGGUUUUGUUUCUUUUUUGGGUGGUGGUGGUUGUUGAGGAAAAUGGAGAGCAGUGGAGAGGACUGCUGUGUCAAAGUUGCUGUGCAUAUCCGGCCUUUGAUUGGGGAUGAGCGUUUGCAGGGUUGCAAGGAUUGUGUUUCUGUUGUUCCUGGGAAACCCCAGGUGCAACUUGGAAGUCAUUCAUUUACUUUUGAUCAUGUUUAUGGGAGUACUGCUUCUCCAUCAUCUGCCAUGUUUGAAGAGUGUGUCGCUCCACUAGUCGAUGGUUUGUUCCAAGGAUAUAAUGCAACUGUUCUUGCAUAUGGUCAGACGGGUUCGGGAAAAACAUACACGAUGGGGACAGGAGGCAGGGACAGUAGUCAAUCUGGACUUAUUCCUCAGGUUAUGAAUGCGCUAUUUAGUAAGAUUGAGAGUCUGAAACAUCAAACAGAGUUUCAGUUGCGCGUCUCAUUUAUUGAGAUUCUAAAAGAAGAAGUCAGAGACUUGUUGGAUCCUGCUUCUACUGGGAAGGUUGAGGCUGGCAACGUACAUGUUGGGAAGGUAACAGUACCAGGGAAGCCUGUUGUACAAAUCCGUGAGGCAUCAAAUGGAGUAAUAACGCUUGCUGGGUCUACUGAAGUUGAUGUUAGUUCCCAAGCAGAAAUGGCUGCCUGUCUAGAGCAAGGUUCAUCAAGUCGAGCAACUGGAAGUACAAAUAUGAAUAACCAAUCAAGUCGCUCCCAUGCGAUUUUCACAAUAACAUUGGAGCAGAUGCGCAAACUAGAUCCCAUUUUUGCAGCAGAUGGCAGUCCUAUUGAGGACAUGAAUGAAGAUUAUCUAUGUGCAAAGCUCCAUCUGGUAGAUCUUGCAGGUUCGGAGAGGGCUAAACGCACAGGGUCAGAUGGUUUACGAUUCAAAGAAGGUGUUCAUAUCAACAAGGGACUUCUGGCACUUGGCAAUGUCAUCAGUGCUCUUGGGGAUGAGAAGAAGAGGAAGGAAGGUGUUCAUGUUCCUUAUCGUGACAGCAAGCUUACUCGACUUUUGCAGGACUCUCUUGGGGGAAAUAGCCGGACUGUGAUGAUUGCUUGUAUAAGCCCAGCAGAUAUUAAUGCAGAGGAGUCUCUUAACACACUGAAAUAUGCUAAUCGGGCCCGCAACAUUCAAAAUAAACCUAUUGUCAACCGAAAUCCAAUGUCGGCUGAGAUGCAAAAGAUGCGUCAGCAGCUUGAAUACUUGCAGGCCGAGCUACUUGCUCGUGGAGGAGGAACUUCAUCUGAUGAAGUUCAAGUUCUAAAGGAAAGAAUUUCGUGGCUUGAAUCUACCAAUGAAGAUCUUCGAAGGGAACUUCAUGAGUACCGGCACCAACUCGGACUUGCUGAUGAGCAUUAUGAAAAUGAAGCUCAACUAGCAACCUUAUCUGGAGGUAGAAGUUGUUUUGUGAAAUCAGAAGGGCUGAAACGGAGCCUGCAGUGUUCAGACAGUUUUGAAUAUCAAAUGGCUGAUAACCUAGAAGUAGUUGAUAACUCAAAGGAGAUUGAUGAAGAGGUAGCUAAGGAAUGGGAACAUACGAUGUUGCAAAACACUAUGGGCAAGGAAUUGAAUGAGUUAAAUAAGCGUUUAGAGGAGAAAGAGUCUGAGAUGAAAUCAUUUGGUGGAUUUGAAACUUUUGCUCUCAAACAGCAUUUUGGAAAGAAGCUCGUGGAACUUGAAGAUGAAAAAAGAAUCGUACAGCAAGAGAGGGACCGUCUUUUGGCUGAAGUAGAAAGCUUGGCUGGUAAUUCUGAUGGGCAAACACACAAAUUACCAGAUGCCCACUUGCAGAAAUUGAAGUCCCUUGAAGCACAGAUAUUGGACCUCAAGAAAAAACAAGAAAAUCAAGUGCAGCUUUUGAAGCAAAAGCAGAGGAGUGAUGAAGCUGCAAAGAAACUCCAAGAUGAAAUACAAUUUAUUAAAGCACAAAAGGUUCAGUUGCAACACAAGAUCAAACAAGAAGCAGAACAAUUUCGGCAAUGGAAAGCGUCUCGGGAAAAGGAACUUCUUCAGUUAAGGAAAGAAGGGAGGAGAAAUGAAUAUGAGCGGCACAAGCUCCAAGCCUUGAACCAGCGACAGAAAUUGGUUCUGCAAAGGAAGACAGAGGAGGCUGCCAUGGCUACCAAGAAAUUGAAGGAGUUGUUAGAAGCUCGUAAACUUGCUGGACGUGAAAAUUCAGUUGCUGCAAAUGGGAAUUCUCCUGGAACUCAGGUCAGUGAAAAGUCAUUCCAACGGUGGCUGGAUCACGAGCUUGAAGUCAUGGUCCAUGUGCAUGAAGUUCGUUCAGAAUAUGAGAAACAAAGUCAAGUACGGGCUGCAUUAGCAGAAGAACUUGCCGUCUUGAAGCAAGACGAUGCAUUUCUGGGGGGACAUAGUCCUUCAAGAGGGAAAAAUGGAUCUUCCAGAAUAUAUCCAAUGUCACCAAAUGCAAGGCUGGCUAGAAUAGCAUCACUGGAGAAUAUGGUGAGCAUUUCAUCAAAUACUCUUGUCGCUAUGGCUUCCCAGUUAUCUGAAGCGGAGGAACGAGAACGUGCAUUUACUGGUCGUGGGCGGUGGAAUCAGCUGCGAUCAAUGGGAGAUGCAAAGAGCUUGCUCCAGUACAUGUUUAGUGUUGCUGUGGAUGCAAGAUGCCAGUUACGGGAAAAGGAAAUUGAGAUCAAGGAGCUAAAGGAGCAAAUGAAUGAGCUUGUUGGCAUUCUCCGACUUAGCGAAGCUCGGAGAAAAGAAGCAGAGAAGCAGUUGAAAUCAAGAGAGGAUACUAUGGCCUCUGCACCGGCUACACCACCACCUUCUGAAAAAUCAAAUGGCUUGUUAAAACACAGCGCCGAUGAAACCAGCACACCACUAUCUCCUGUACCUGUACCUGCUCAAAAACAGCUCAAGUACACACCUGGCAUUGCUAAUUCCCCAAGUAGAGCAUUCAACAUGCCACAACAAAAGAUGGUCCCGGUCAGACAACUACCGGUGGCGAAAAAACUGGCACUGGCAGGACAAGCAGGCAAACUAUGGAAAUGGAAAAGAAGUCAUCACCAAUGGCUAUUACAAUUUAAGUGGAAAUGGCAGAAACCAUGGAGAUUGUCUGAAUAUGUUCGCCAGUGUGACGAGACAAUCACAAGAUCACAGCCUCGGCCUCGGCCUCAACUGCAACCUCGACGGCCCAUACUAUGACUUCAAGCUCUUCUCACUUCUAACUAUUAUAUCAUCACGGUAAAGAUACGACGUGCGUGCAAUUAAGCUUUGAAAAAAAUCUACUUGAGCAUGUGUACAUAAUGUUCUAAAGUUUGGGCAUUAUAAACAAGCUGUCAACUAAUCAAUCAAUCAACAUGAGCUUGUUUCAUGCUUUGGAGUGAUUUUCAGAGGAAAAAAAAAAGAGUAAAGAGCAUCAUGUAAAGUGAUUUUUGAUGCAAAUUCAUCAUAAUUUUAAGCUUGAGAUGUUGUUUUUCUUUUUA
Dioscorea cayenensis subsp. rotundata (Guinea yam) is the source of this 3827-nucleotide messenger RNA. Its product is annotated as kinesin-like protein KIN-4A. Bases 412 to 3546 code for a protein of 1044 amino acids. Gene Ontology annotation, biological process: mitotic spindle organization; microtubule-based movement. Gene Ontology annotation, molecular function: microtubule binding; ATP binding; microtubule motor activity. The transcript has 25 exons. The record is from RefSeq and is a predicted model, not a curated record. Lineage: Eukaryota; Viridiplantae; Streptophyta; Magnoliopsida; Dioscoreales; Dioscoreaceae.